AUGAUCUACAAGAAAGGUGGUGACAACCCGGCGGAUUUCCUCUCUCCACAUCCGGAACCAAAACUACCAAAAUGUAAUAUGGCUGAGCAAUACAUGGAUUUCGUGACUGUCAAUGCCGCCGAAGCUGCAAUACCACUAACAGUUACAAAAGAACACACUUCCAGAGAAUCCAGCCUUGUUGCAGUACAAAAGAGUCUGGUGACUGGACUGGUAAACUGGUCAAACCGUUUCUCAACAUCAGGAACAAAAUAGCUGAAGAUAACAACAAUGGUGAAUGGUGUAAUUUUACGAAGAAGAAUAAUCAUACCUGCAACUCUACAAACUCGAAUUGCAAAACUUACCCAUACAGGUCACCAAGGAUUUGCAAAGACCAAAGCUUUGUUACGCCAAUACGCCUGCAUGGUUCCCCAAUAUUGACAAAGCAGCAAAAGAGGAAAUCGACACAUGUUUACCAUGCCAAGUCAAUGGACCCACUAACCCACCAGAACCGUUGCUAGCACCAGAAAUGCCAGAUGGACCAUGGCAUUUCUGGUGCUAG
Paramuricea clavata is the source of this 538-nucleotide messenger RNA. The record is from the annotation of a GenBank genome assembly. Lineage: Eukaryota; Metazoa; Cnidaria; Anthozoa; Malacalcyonacea; Plexauridae.